Sipha flava (yellow sugarcane aphid) is the source of this 1311-nucleotide messenger RNA. RefSeq names its product protein prenyltransferase alpha subunit repeat-containing protein 1 (gene temp). The transcript has 4 exons. Lineage: Eukaryota; Metazoa; Arthropoda; Insecta; Hemiptera; Aphididae. Gene Ontology annotation, molecular function: protein prenyltransferase activity. The record is from RefSeq and is a predicted model, not a curated record. Bases 211 to 1275 code for a protein of 354 amino acids. Gene Ontology annotation, biological process: protein prenylation. Gene Ontology annotation, cellular component: cytoplasm.
ACUAUAUCAAAAAAGGCGUAGUUCUAUUAGUUCUACAUUAACUGCAUCACUUUUUGUCCAAAACUUUUACGAAUCUACCGUAUAUUCUUCUAUAGACUAUACCUACUAAUUUUCAUAACUCGAUAACCAAUACCUAAUUUAUUUUGAAUUUUGUUUGUUCAUUUUAUUACCAUAAAUCUAAGUUAAUUUUGUUACUCAUAGAUUAACAUAAUGGAUGUAGAUAAUAAUUUUCCAGCAGCUAAGCGAAUCAUUACUGAAAUCCAAAAUAUAAUCAAUAAAGACCCUAAACUGAAAGAAUUUGACUUAAUCAUUCAACCAGAAAAUCAAAAUAAAUCGCCAGUGAUUUAUAGAGACCAUUGUUUAGGUCUUGAAUCAUGGUGUGUUCGUCAUGUAUACAAAUAUGUUUACCAAAGACUGAUUACCAUAAGAAAACAAUUAAAAAGACAAGCAUCAAAUGAAACAAUAACAUUGCUCACAUCAGCUCUUUUAGUAAAUCCAGAAGUUACAACAUUUUGGAAUAUGAGAAGAGAGUUAAUUAUUGAUGGAUGUCUGAAACCAAAUGAUGAGCUAAAAUUUUCUGCUAUUGUUUUGACGUUUAAACCUAAAUGUGCAGAAAUAUUCAAUUAUAGGAGAUGGAUUUUUUCUAGUAUUUCAAAAAGUUUAAGCUCUACCGAUAUUGUGUUAAAUGAAUUAUCUGUUGGACUAACAGCUGCAUCUCGAUAUCCAAGUAAUUACAAUGCAUGGAAUCAUUGUUUUUGGUUUGUCCAAAAAUCACUGGAAAAUGAAAACUUUUCCCUGAUUGCUCAACAGUGGGAAAUGAGUAAGGUUUGGUGCCGUGAACAUGUAUCUGAUCAUAGCUGUAUGCAAUACAGGCAACGGUUACUUAAAUGUUUAGUUGCUGACAAAAGAUGUUUACAACAUCUUGAGUGUUGUGCAUCUAAAUCACUUUUAAAAUUUUUUAAUUCUGAUGAAAGACCUAAACUUAUGAGGCCAUCAGAAGACUAUUUUAGCGAAACUAUUGGAGUUACUUUAGAUGAAUUAUACUUUAAUGAAGAUCUAAUUGUAACUUAUCAAAGUCAUGAAUCUCUAUGGAAUCAUCGAAGAUUUUUAUGUUAUUUGUUAGUAAAUAUUUAUAAUACAGAUUGUAUCAAAGAAGUAUUAAUGAAUAAUGAAAAAAGAAUUUGUACUAAUUUAUUAAAAGGCAAUGAACUAUAUGUUAAGAAACAUGUUUUAUGGUUUCAAACAGCAUUAUGCAUUCCUAUCAAAUUACCAUAAGUAUAACUAUAAUAAUUGUUAAAUAAACUUUUUUUU